Corylus avellana is the source of this 2436-nucleotide messenger RNA. Its product is annotated as ARM REPEAT PROTEIN INTERACTING WITH ABF2. The record is from RefSeq and is a predicted model, not a curated record. Lineage: Eukaryota; Viridiplantae; Streptophyta; Magnoliopsida; Fagales; Betulaceae. Gene Ontology annotation, molecular function: protein binding.
UUUCUUUUCCGAAAUUACCCCUGCCUCCCUCCCUAUCCAGCGUCCUGCCACCCAUGGAUCACCACCGCGAGGGCCAAACCUCCACCGCCAGACGAAGCUUGAAGAGGAAGCUUGAGCGGGAGUUCGAAGACCAGAGCGAGCAUCGCAAGGUUCUCGUCGUCGAGCCCCGCAAGGCUCACCGGGACCUGGCCAGAGAGGUCCUCGCCCACAUCAAUGUCCUCGACUCCACUUCCUUUUCCGCCGCCGAAGCCGAUCGUGCCUCCGCCAAGAGUGCCGCCGUUUCCCUCUCCGAACUCGCCAAAUACGAGGAUAAUGUGAAUGUGAUAGUGGAGUGCGGAGCAGUUCCGGCUUUAGUGAAGCAUCUCCAAGCACUGCCGGCCGUCAAAGAAGGUGACAGUGGUCGUAGGCCGUAUGAGCAUGAGGUGGAGAAAGGAAGUGCAUUCGCUCUUGGGCUUCUUGCUGUCAAACCAGAGCAUCAACAACUCAUAGUUGAUGCUGGAGCUCUACCCCAUCUUGUGGAUUUGCUAAAGAGGCACAAGAAUGGUUGUAACACCCGAGCAGUCAAUGGUGUUAUUAGGAGAGCUGCUGAUGCAAUAACUAAUCUUUCUCAUGAAAAUGGUUGCAUUAAAACCCGUGUCAGGAUUGAAGAUGGUAUUCCUCCUCUUGUUGAACUGCUUGAGUACACAGAUAUAAAGGUACAAAGAGCAGCUGCUGGGGCCCUGCGGACACUUGCAUUCAAAAAUGAUGAAAACAAAACUCAGAUUGUAGAAUGCAAUGCUUUACCAACCCUUAUACUAAUGCUUUGGUCUGAGGAUGCCUCUAUACAUUAUGAAGCGGUUGGUGUAAUAGGUAAUCUGGUCCACUCAUCCCCAAAAAUUAAAAAAGAAGUUCUCCUUGCUGGAGCUUUACAACCUGUUAUCAGAUUGCUUAGUUCCCGCUGUCAAGAGAGCCAAAGAGAAGCAGCUCUGUUACUUGGUCAAUUUGCUGGGGCCGACUCUGAUUGCAAGAUGCACAUUGUUCAAAGGGGUGCUGUCCAGCCAUUAAUUGAGAUGCUUCAGUCCCCAGAUACACAGCUUAGAGAGAUGUCAGCUUUUGCGCUUGGAAGGUUGGCACAGGACACGCACAACCAAGCUGGCAUUGCUCAUAGGGGAGGUAUCUUGCCUCUACUGAAGCUUCUUGAUUCAAAAAAUGGAUCUUUGCAACAUAAUGCUGCGUUUACUUUAUAUGGUCUUGCAGAUAAUGAGGAUAAUGUGUCAGAUCUUAUCAAGGUUGGCGGCAUUCAGAAACUUCAAGAUGGAGAAUUCACUAUUCAACCAACUAAAGAUUGUGUAGCAAAGACAUUGAAGAGAUUAGAGGAGAAGAUUCAUGGACGUGUACUAAAACACCUGCUAUAUCUGAUGCGGGUUUCAGAGAAGGCCGUUCAAACAUGGGUUGCCUUGGCUCUUGCUCAUCUUUGUGCCCCUGACGAUCGAAAGACUAUUUUUAUCCAUAACAAUGGUUUGGAGUUGCUGCUUGAGCUUCUAGAGUCUACAAGCCUGAAGCAGCAACAUGAUGGUUCAAUGGCCUUGUACAAGUUGGCUACAAAAGCCACUUCACUCUCUCCAGUGGAUGCUGCUCCUCCAUCACCAAACCCACAGGUGUAUUUGGGUGAGCAAUAUGUAAACAAUCCUACACUUUCUGAUAUCACGUUCUUAGUUGAAGGUAAACAGUUCUACGCUCACAGGAUUUGUCUGCUGGCUUCUUCGGAUGCAUUCCGAGCAAUGUUUGAUGGUGGUUACAGGGAGAGAGAUGCCAAAGACAUAGAUAUUCCAAAUAUUAGAUGGGAUGUUUUUGAGUUGAUGAUGAGAUUCAUAUACACUGGAUCAAUCGAAGUCAACCUUGAGAUUGCCCAGGAUCUCCUCAAAGCUGCUGAUCAAUAUCUUUUGGAUGGUCUUAAGCGUCUCUGCGAGUAUGCCAUUGCUCAGGAUAUUUGUGUAGAAAAUGUUUCCAUGAUGUAUGAGUUUUCAGAGGCCUUUAAUGCUAUGUCUUUAAGGCAAGCAUGCAUACUGUUUAUUUUGGAGCAGUUUGACAAAUUGAGUGUCAAGCCAUGGUAUUCCCACAUGAUAAAAUGCGUUCUACCAGAGAUGCGGAAAUUCUUCACCAAUACACUUUCUAAGCCAGUCCAAGCUGACUUGCGGCAAGAAUAGAUGAUACUUGAGUUUUGAUGUUUGGCUAACUAUUAAGAAGGGAGAUGAAGAACGUACAUAACGUUGUAGAUCAUUUUUUAGAGUCAUUGAGCCAGCGGGAGUAGAUGUCAUACAAUGUAAUUCCUCAUGUUGAUCGAGCUGCAUUUGGCAAAAGGUCCUUGUGAUGCUCACUUUGUUAAUAGUCGGGUUUUAUCCCGUUCCAAUAAAUUAACAGAAUUAACAACUUUAUUAAUAAGAUUUAGUUUGAACA